Molecule: messenger RNA, 4169 nt
Organism: Ornithodoros turicata
Lineage: Eukaryota; Metazoa; Arthropoda; Arachnida; Ixodida; Argasidae
Exons: 1
Coding region: 117-4169 (1350 amino acids)
Biological process (GO): DNA integration
Molecular function (GO): nucleic acid binding; zinc ion binding
Source: RefSeq, a predicted model, not a curated record
AGACUCCAGGACACUACAAAUUCUGGCGACGAAGGUUCAGACUACUGAAGCAAGCAACGCAUUCAGGAAGCCCACGAGACGAAAGAAGCACAGAGAAGCCUAAUAGAACGCCAGCCAUGGAGACUCUCUUGCCGACCUUCCCGCCCUUCAACCCACAUAGCGACGUUUCAUCACUCUCACCGAGAUGGCUGAAGUGGAUUGCCCGCUUUGAAAACUUUCUGCUAGCCGCAAACAUCACAGAUCCAGCCCGAAAGCGAGCGAUGUUACUGCAUUACGCAGGUGAAGAAGUCUACGAUGUGUUCCAGACGCUGCCCAACACCGAAACAGACUUCGAUACCGCUGUCACGCGGUUAAAGGAACACUUUGCCCCCAAGAAAAAUGCUGUCUUCGAACGUCACAUCUUCCGCCAAGCACGGCAAGAUGCUGGAGAAACGCUUGGACAGUUCCAGGUUAGGCUCCGCCGGCUCGCAGCAACAUGCGAGUUCACGGACAUAGAGAAAGAACUCGUUUCCCAGAUCAUUGAGGGCACCACGUCUCAUAAGCUACGCAGGGCAGCACUGCGAGAAACCGAUAUCACUCUAGAGAAACUCCUCGCGCUUGGAAGCAGCAUAGAAACGGCGGAGUUGCAGGCAUCCAGCAUCGAAUCUCCAUCUCAAACGUCUACAGUCCAGAAAGUUGACGCCAAGAAGCACGAGCGUCGUAGAACGCGCCGCAAGAAAACGGGCUCUGAACAGAGACAAACAGCUAAAUGUUCGGGAUGCGGAGGAAGCUGGCCGCACAAGAACGGCAAGACAAGUUGCCCAGCCUGGGAAGCAGUUUGCCACAACUGUGGGAAAAGAAACCAUUUCGCAAAGUGGUGCAGAAGCGCCCGAGAGCCCAAGGAGAAGAUACGCUCUUUAACUACGUCGUCUGCGACAACAGAAGCGCUACGGCCUGCAAGUUCUGACGAGUCCGUUUUUCAUGUACACGGCACGGCAAGCAAGCUCCCCACAGUAACGAUAACAUUAAACGAGAAGCCCCUGGAGUUCUUCCUGGAUACGGGCGCAGGGGUCAACGUGGUUGGUGAGCGAACCUGGAGAACGCACUUGAGAGUCCCCUUGGAAGCAACAACUACUCGACUAGUACCUUACGGAGUACAGCAAGAGAUCCCAGUAAUGGGGAAGUUCACGGCAAUGUUCAGCGCUAAACUGAGCAGCACUCGAGCAGAGGUGUAUGUCGUCCAAGGACCGCAGCCGUCGCUGCUCAGUUACAAGACAGCCAGGGAACUCAUGCUGAUUGACAUCGUGCAAGCGGUGGCUGAGCACACGUCGGUGGACGCUCGGAAGGAGUUUCCUAAGCUAUUCGGUGGCCUGGGUCGGCUGAAGCAGUUUCAAGUGAAGUUGGAGAUUUCGAGCGAUGUUAGCCCGGUAGCACGACAGCAUCGGCGGAUCCCUUUUCGGGUGAGAAAGGCGUUAGAAGCGGAGUUGGCACGCCUUGAAGCAUUAGACAUAAUCGAGCACGUCACGGGGCCGACGCCUUGGGUAUCGCCAAUCGUGGUUGUGCCUAAGCCGCAUACUGAUGGAGCAGUCAGGAUGUGUAUUGACAUGAGAGAAGCGAACAAGGCGAUCGCUCGUGUACGACAUGUUAUGCCCACGAUCGAGGACAUCAUCAGCAUCCUGAACGGAGCAGCGUUUUUUUCGAAGUUGGAUCUAAACGAAGGCUACCACCAGCUGGAGCUGGAUGAGUCUUCGCGAACUAUAACCACGUUUUCCACCCACUGUGGGUUACGAAGAUACAAGAGAUUGCUCUUCGGAGUUAACGCAGCAGCGGAGAUCUUUCAAGACGCCAUUCGACAGAUCCUACCAGAUGAAAACGGAAUUAUCAACGUUAGUGAUGACAUUCUGAUUUCCGGACGCACGAUGGAAGAGCAUGACCGAAGACUGCGUCUGGUCCUGAUGAGCCUUCAAGAUGCAGGGCUAACCCUGAACGGGAAGAAAUGCGUGAUUGGUGCACGCACGUUGAAGUUUUACGGACAUGUGUUCUCUGCUGACGGAAUCAGUGUCGACCCUGAAAAGGUAGAAGCGGUAACGAAGAUGGCGCCUCCUAAGGAUGCAACAGAGGUCAGGAGCCUUCUAGGCAUGGUCAACUAUUGCAGCCGGUUCAUCCCUCGCCUAGCAGAAAUCGCCGAACCGCUCAGAGCCUUAACGCGUUCCGAACUUGAAUUCCGAUGGACUGAAGACCACCAGAAAGCCCUGGACAAGAUUAAACUCCUGAUGUCUCAGUCUCAGACUCUUGCGUACUUCGACGUCAACAAGGAAACCUGCAUCAUCACAGACGCAGGACCCGACGGAAUAGCUGGAAUCCUGAUUCAAGAGGCCAAAGAUGGGAAAAGACCCAGCAUCUUGGCCUACUACAGCCGAGCGUUAUCGCCCACGGAGAAGAAAUACCCCCAGAUUGAUAAGGAGAUGCUAGCCAUCGUGUCUACCGUCGAGCGUUUUCGAGUAUACCUGGCGGGAGGAAAGUUCCUGGUGAAGACAGACCACCUGCCGUUAGUGUCCAUACUGCGAAAUUCCAGCGCCAAGCUUUCCGCGCGGUUGGAGCGGCUGAGCCUCAGACUUCAGCACUAUGUCUUUGACAUACAGCACAUACCAGGCAAAGAAAAUCCGGCAGAUUAUUUGUCGAGGCACCCGAUCGUGGCAAGCGGAGAGGAUAGUCCGACGCAAGAAACGAGCGCCGUAGAAGAAUACGUACGCUUCGUACUGAACUCAGCUACGCCAAAAGCUUUAACGGCGCAAGAUAUUGAAAACGUGUACAAAGGAGACCCACAGAUGGACCUGCUUAUCACGGCCCUGCGCACGACAGACCAAUCGUCUCUGGAUUCAUUGUGGAGGCAUGAACUGUUGAAGCCUUUUUACCAGAUCAGGGAAGAGUUGACUGUGACGGAGAGCAAUUUGGUGUUGAGAGGGACAAGGCUUGUGAUCCCAGGAAAAGCACAGAUGGAUAUCGUGCGCCUCGCACACAGAGGUCACCAGGGCAUUGUGAAAACUAAGCAGCUCGUCAGAGAAAAGGUCUGGUUUCCUGGAAUAGACAAGAAGGUGGAAAGCGCCGUCAGGAACUGUGAAGCUUGCCAAAGAACAGUCGAAGAGAAAAUGACUUCGCCGUUGAUGAUGACGCCUCUCCCAGGAGGACCGUGGCAGUCACUUGCUGCAGAUUUUGCGGGACCUUUGCCUGGCAACAAGUACUUGUUGGUCGUCGUGGAUGAGUAUUCACGAUUUCCAGUGGUCUCAACUCUGUCUUCGCUGACUGGAAAAACGGUCAUCGCAAAGCUUACUGAAAUCUUCGCGGUACAUGGAAUACCGUACGUCUUGAAGACCGAUAAUGGUCCCCCAUUUUUCGGCAAGGAGUUCGCAGAGUUUGCCGCACACAACGGCAUCCGUCAUCACCGCACAACACCGUUAUGGCCUCAAGCGAACGGUGAGGUGGAGAGGUUCAUCAAGAACGUAAAGAAGACUGUGAAGGCAGCGGGUAUUCAAGGACGCUCGUGGAAGGAAGAGCUUCACGAAUACCUCUUGAACUACAGAGCCACGCCACACACGACGACUGGUAUAACCCCGUCAGAACUUCUAUUCGGGCGCAAGAUCAGGACAAAAUUACCGCAACUGCCUGAGACACGGCAUUACGGAAAAUUGGAAACCUCUGACCGACAAAAGAAGCAGGACAUGAAGGUCUACGCCGACGAGAAAAGACACGCGAGACCUCAUCAACUUCAGCGUGGAGACUGUGUUUUACUCAAGCGACCUUCAACCCUAUCACAUGAGGCACCGUAUGAACAGCAGCCGUAUACGGUCACAAGGGUCCAAGGAACUGCCGUCACAGCUACACGUGGUGACAGGAGAGUCGUCAGGAACGCAAGUUAUUUCAAGUGGAUUCCCCACAAUCAGUCCCGAAUAUCGGACGACUGGGACGUAGUCGAUGAUUGUGCACGGCCACGAAGUGAUGAAGCACCCAGUGUGGAUCGGACGGAAGCCCGAGAGUCGCCGAGCGAGCAGACACCACCGGAUGACGCGAGUAACGCUCCAAGAGCCGUCCCCGUCGUUAAUGAGGCAACACAGCCGGCAACGAGGCGGUACCCUGAACGGUCUACACGUGCGAAGCCGCCGAAGAGAUACGGAGAUUUUGUUUUGAACUGA